UCGCGCUCUGUGGGAGCAAACCUACAGGUGAGAACCAAAGUAAACAGGGAGUAACCGUGUCCGGGGUCCAAAAUGAGGCCAAACCUGUCUCCUCUGUUGCUUUUAGCGGUGUGUUUACACGGUGUGUUUGCCCUCUCACAUGUGGAGGAGAUGAAGAGUCAGGAGCGGCUCUUUCUAAGCUCCCUCGGCCUCUCUGGUCGGCCCCGGCCCGCGGCGAGCCUCCAGGCCCGGCGUCACGUCCCCUCCACGCUGUGGAAGAUGUUCCGGAAGUCCGAAAACAUUCAGGCCCAGGAGAGCGACCCCUGCACGGUGUCUGAGUACGGAGUGCGCGGGAACAUCAUCCGAUACGUACAGGACCAAGGUAGGCUCAUGGUCAGCAUGGUUAAAGUGAGUUUUAGAUGGUUGUCAAGAUCGCAGAAGGGGUUGAAAAUACGGUGGCCGAAAACCACCACUGCUGGAAUACAAAAAAAAAGUCACAAUGGAAGUUACUGAUGGAAAAAAAGGAAUCGAAGCCCACUGCAAAUAAGAAAAGAAAUGGUGCAGUUAAAUUAGCAAAAAAAAAAAAAAAAAAAAUAUAAGGGGAGUUAAUGGUGCAAAAAAAGUGGUGAUGGAAAAUAAAGACACAACUGAAUUGAGCUGUUGGGACCAGUAAUGAUGAUGCACUGGUGUUUUAUGAACUAGGCACAGAAGGGUUAUUGUUUAAUUUCACUUCGUGUACUUUUCAAUGUGUCAUUUGGUUCGGCCAUGUUGCGCCUGAGUCGAUAUGAAGUUGAACUGAAGCUAAUACUACACCGGCGUCUUCCAGUUCAACUUUAUAUCGACUCAGGCACUACAUGGCCGAACCAAAUGACAUAUUGAAAAGCACAUGAAGCAAAAUUAAACAAUAACCUUGCCACUUACUUCUUCGCUCGUCUUCUCGCUGUCGUUUUCUGUGCUUAAAUCGUAAAAAACCUGUGCAUCAUCAUUAUUGGUCCACGGCAGCUCACUUCCGUUGUGGCUUUUUUUAUUUGCACCAUUUUAUUUUCGCAGUAACUAACUUUUUUUUUGCAUCAUUAACUUUCGUUGUGGCUUUUUUAAUUUUUAGUUUUAUUUUUUAUCUGCACCGCCUUUUUAAAAUUUGCAGCAGGCUUCGGUUUCUUUUUUUUCUUGCACCAGUAAUUUCUAUUGUGGCUUCUUUUUUUUUUUUUUGCGCAUUUUUUUUUUUUUUUUGCAGCAGUGGCGGUUCUCGGCCACCGUAUGAAAAUGACCAAAUACAUAUUUUCAUUCACAAUCAAUCCCAAUAAAAUAAAGGAUGUUUGGUAAAUAUAGCAUAAUCAAAUAAUUAGAGUCAGAACUGUCAGAACUUGAAUGGCAACCAAAUAUUAAAUUUGGGAUAUAAAAAAGGAAAACAUAAACUUAAUUAUGAGAUUUGAAAAAAUGGUUAAGUUUGAGCACCAGCAUGCCCACAUCCAAAGGUUUGAAACUGACAUAUUAGUAGUGGUAGUUAAAUGCUACUGCUGCAGACGUACUUCAGUUAAACUCAGCAUCACUGUGUCAAAUGCAGGAUGAGAAAAGCUUAGUGUGUGUAGAGCGAAGAGUAAUAAGUCAUGACAAUUAUUCCCUAUGAUUCCCUCCCCCCUCCCUCUGUGGGUUGCAGGCAGGCUGGUGUCUGGUUGGAGCAGCUGUCAGCUCUGUGUGGAGAAGCAGCUCUUCUUCAACAUGUCGGUGCUGCAGCCUGUGGAGCUGCUGUCUCUGGCUCAGCUGGAGAUCAAGUUCCACUGGAAGCCCUUCAGCUCUGCAGAGCUGCUGCAGGGGCCCCGGGCCCUCAGCGUGUCUCUUUACAAAGUGAUCCGAGCCACACUGAGGGGGGCUAACCCUCAGGCAAACCGCAGACUCCUGCUGUCACAGUCAGUGCAGCUGCAGCCUGACCCUGCCUCCAUCACCCUGGACCUCACCUCACUGGCGGAGAGCUGGAGGAAACCAGGACGCAACUAUGGUUUGAUUCUAGAGCUUCUUCCUCUUGAUGCAGAUCCAGAUGAGCUUCUUCCUUUCCACCCUGGGAACUCCCUUCCACUGGAACCAGCCUUCACCCUUCCACUGGUCCAGGCCUCACUGGUUGCCGUGUCCCUAAACCCCCAUCAGUGUCGCUCCAGACAGAGACGAAGUGCAGUCCAUCUCCCUGUCACUCCCAGCAACGUGUGCAAAGCACGUCGCCUCUACAUCGACUUCAAAGAUGUGGGCUGGCAGGACUGGAUCAUCGCUCCGCAGGGUUACAUGGCUAACUACUGCCACGGCGAGUGUCCGUUCCCACUCAGCGAGAGUCUGAACGGUACCAACCACGCCAUCCUGCAAACCCUGGUCCACUCUCUGGACCCACAAGGCACUCCACAGCCCUGCUGCGUUCCCAUCCGCCUGUCCCCCAUCUCUAUGCUGUACUACGACAACAACGACAACGUGGUGCUGAGACACUACCAGGACAUGGUGGUGGACGAGUGUGGCUGCAGAUGAGGUCGAUUCCUGAUGCUGUGUGAAAACUUGUUAGGUUGGGUUUUUAAUGUGCAAUCAUUCUGCAGUCAGUUUUUACAAAUUUUAAAGAAAUGUUUACGUUAUAGAAAUGUUCAUGUCUCUCACUAUGGCAGCUG
This is a messenger RNA of Xyrichtys novacula (pearly razorfish), 2621 nucleotides long. NCBI's taxonomy places the organism in Eukaryota, Metazoa, Chordata, Actinopteri, Labriformes, Labridae. The record is from the annotation of a GenBank genome assembly.